Messenger RNA from Pteronotus mesoamericanus, 702 nucleotides. RefSeq names its product NKG2-A/NKG2-B type II integral membrane protein-like. Gene Ontology annotation, molecular function: transmembrane signaling receptor activity. Gene Ontology annotation, cellular component: external side of plasma membrane; plasma membrane. The record is from RefSeq and is a predicted model, not a curated record. The transcript is spliced from 6 exons. Lineage: Eukaryota; Metazoa; Chordata; Mammalia; Chiroptera; Mormoopidae. Gene Ontology annotation, biological process: stimulatory C-type lectin receptor signaling pathway; positive regulation of natural killer cell mediated cytotoxicity. Bases 1 to 702 code for a protein of 233 amino acids.
AUGAGUGACCAAAGAGUAACCUAUGCAGAACUAAAUCUGGUAAAGGACUCAAAGAGACAGCAAAUGAAACCAAAGGGCACUAAAGGCUCCAUUCCAGUAACUGAGCAGGAAAUAACUUAUGCAGAAUUAAAUCUUCAAUACACGUCUCAGGAUCUUCAAGGGAAUGACAAAAAUGACCACUGCAAAGCAUCCCCGUCACCUCCAGAGAAGCUCAUUGCUGGGAUCCUAGGGGUCGUCUGCCUUGUCCUGAUGUCCACUGUGGGAACAAUAGCUGGUAUUUCCUCUACUAUGAUACCAAAGCAGAACAGUUAUUCCAUGGCACCAAAGAUCCAGAAAGCAUAUCCUUGUAGUCCUUGUCCACCAGAGUGGUUUACAUAUUCCAACAAUUGCUACUACAUUAGUACUGAAAAGAAAACAUGGAAUGAUAGUUUGAAGGCCUGUGCUUCUAAGAACUCUAGCCUGCUCUACAUAGAUGAUGAAGAAGAAAAGGAAUUUCUGAGUCCCAUAUCACUUGCAUCAUGGAUUGGAGUUUUUCAUAGAAGCUAUGGUCAUCCAUGGAUAUCAAUAAAUGGUUUAACUCCUACAUUAGAGAUCGCAGUACCAUCAUCUGGUAUCAGUAACUGUGUUAUGCUACACAGAUAUGGCCUUACAUCAAGAAGUUGUGAAUCUUCAAAAAUAUAUAUUUGCACACAUAAGUUUUAG